Molecule: messenger RNA, 212 nt
Organism: Strongylus vulgaris
Lineage: Eukaryota; Metazoa; Nematoda; Chromadorea; Rhabditida; Strongylidae
Source: the annotation of a GenBank genome assembly
AUGCGAGGAAUUAUCUAUUUCUUCGUGAUAGCAUAUUGCUUCUUGGGAGUUUCCAUAGUUGCCGACCGCUUUAUGAGCAGUAUUGAAGUGAUCACAAGUAUGGAACGGAAAAUCAUUGUGAAACGACCAGGACUUGAUCCAAUGAUAGUACAUGUUCGUAUAUGGAACGAUACAGUAUCUAAUUUGACCCUCAUGGCUUUGGGUAAGUAAAA